AUUCUCCUGUACGAGUAGACGAAGGAAGUGUUUUAUUAAUAGAUUUUUGAGUGAAUUACAGGGCAAUUUGAUGUUUUAAAUUAGACGACGUGUGAAUACAUAAAUAUCCGGAUCGUGAUGUCAGAUUGCACAAGACUGCCACCGCUCAACAGAUACUUGAACAUGACGAGGGUUCAGGAUAUCUAAAAACUCGACAGAUUCCAAGACCAUCGAAGGACGAAUUUUACAGUCUCAACUCUGUAUGGAUCAACGCUUGUGGAUUUUACCACGUUUACCAGUACUGACUUCCCAGGUGGGCCCAAGACGAGUAUUGCAAACCUAUUCGCCGAGCAGACGACAUUCUCUGACAGUGUUUUCAUUACCGAUGUGGCAAUGGCAACUCUUACAGUCUACCUCCGCAAAUCAGGAGACAGUGUUAUUCCUCAAGGAAGGGAUCCAGGACAUCAAGACAGUCAGGGCAGUAAGCAUGUUCCUAGAUCGUUGAGCGACUCGAAACAGUUCCACGCCUACUUCUGUCAGGAUAAUCUCGAUUCCAUUUGGACGAGAAAGCUCAUUGAUGAAUUGGAAGGGAGUCAUGGCUUUAAAUGUGCCGAGUACCACAGGGACUUGGUGGUAGGAGAAAGGGUUCUAGAUUUAAUGACUAUGUUCAUUUUCACAUCGGAUAGAAUCGUCUUUAUUCUAUCUGAGAAUUUUCUUAAGUCGAAUUAUGCCAUGUAUCAACUUCAGCUGGCCGUGCAGUAUGACAUUGACCACGACACAAACAACAUAGUGGCACUCCACGUGGACGAGUGUAGAGUGCCGUCAGAGCUGUUGACAUUUCAGAUCAUUGACACAAAGUCUGACGGGUGGAAGGACAUAUUUAUGGACUAUUUGAAGAAACCGGCACCGAUGAUGCCAGCCAAAAUAUGCACUAAUGGAUCACAUGUCAGUGUUACAGACUUAUGCAAAACUAAUAGGUCAGUGAUGUCAGAACCACCAACGCUGAGAGCAACUCUCCGUAUCCCUGACAACAUCAGACGUAGGAUCAAGAUCUGGCACAGAUGCCAGGCCCUGGACGACACCCAGCUGCGGAAAGCAACAACCCAAAGUAGCAGCCCUGUCAGCCUGACCACUGAGAGCAGUACCGACCUAGACGAUCAACAGAUGGAGGAUGCUGUGUUAGUAGGAGCUGAGGAUACCGUGAAUGUACAGUAUUCCUUGAAGCGGGUGACCAAACCACAGGCUACAUUGCUGCAUGCCCUCAACAUACGCGUGAAGGGGGGAUUCGUGUACGAGGCGAGAGAGUCACGGCUGACUGACAAUGAGGAUGAACUUAACGUUGAAGAAGGAGACGUGUUGGAAAUGUUACACGAUGAACCCACUCAUGGUAAUAUGUACAAGUGUAAAAAUGCUCAUGGACAUGUUGGUUUUGUGCCUAAUUCGCUGAUGUCGCCAUCUUUCUAUUUGCUCCCCUCUCAAAUUGUAAAACAGUUCAAACAAACAAUAUCAAAUUCUGAAAAUGAAAUGUUCAGAAAGGAACUUGAACGACUUGGAAUUUCCUACUUCGUUGCCACCGGGGAAAAUCGGGGGGAUGCUGUGUACUUAUCUGUCAAAAGGAAGGAUGUUUUGUUACAAGUAGCAACAAGAAACGCAGGUCGAGCUGUUUUCAAAAACUGUAGAAAUGAAAUGGGUUACCUACCCAUUUCGCUCACUGAAUACGUAAAUGUCGAAAAACCCAACUUAGAGUUAGGAAUCUCGGCUCUGUUCAACAUGGGAAGGGAGAGUUUUGAAUCAGAGGCGUAACACAAGAGGGACAGCAUAACGAAUAGCUGUGCCUCGUGCCCAUCUGUGUUACGAUGGAGUAGAGCUCUGCUCCUGGUCAAUCUAUUACGAUGGGACAUAGUUGUGCCUAAUUCUCAUAGUGGUACCAUGGUUCAUAGCUGUCUUCUGCUCAGUGGUGUUACUAUGGCACGUGUCUGUUCCUCGUGCUCAGUAGUGUUUUCGUGGCACAGUUUGUUGCACUUAUGAUAUUUGUGCAGCUCUGACAAAAGCUUUUUUCCUGAUUGAAAAUACACCGACUGUCAAAUCUGAUGAUGAGAAUGGCAGUGACAACUCUCCCACCUAUAACAUCUGCAAAUUAGGAGAAGUGUUAUUCCUCAAGGACAUCAAUACUGUCAGCGCAAUAAUCAUGUUUCUAGAUCGCUAGACGACUCGAAAUGAUUCAUUGCUUACGUCAGUCAGGAUACUCUCGAUUGGAGAAUUGGAAGGGAGUCAUGGGUUUUAAUGUGCCGAGUACCACAGGGACUUGGUGGUAGUAGAGAGAGUGUUCUAGAUUUAAUGACUAUGUUCAUUGGAUUAACACGUAAAGAUGUCUUGUGCUUGUUCUAUCAGCGUGGGAGAAUACCGCCCGUAUCAUUACGCUCUCACUGCCAUAUCCAUCGAUCUCUCGAAUGCGGUUUGCGGAAAAACGUUCAUGGCGCCGUCGAUACACACUGGCCCUAAAGUCAGAUCUUCGAAAUCCUGGAGUUGUUGCUGUAUGGCUUAGCCAAGGUAGAUGAUGUAACUCUUUCGCAUAUUAUUUAUGUGUUAAUGUCUUUCAUCUUAUUUUUCGCAGGGGCAUAUUUUGACAGUGAUCAAUGAAGUCAUCCGUUUAUAAGAAAUUCG
Haliotis rufescens (red abalone) is the source of this 2643-nucleotide messenger RNA. RefSeq lists its product as uncharacterized. Gene Ontology annotation, biological process: signal transduction. Lineage: Eukaryota; Metazoa; Mollusca; Gastropoda; Lepetellida; Haliotidae. The coding region runs from base 373 to 1782 and encodes 469 amino acids. The record is from RefSeq and is a predicted model, not a curated record. The transcript is spliced from 5 exons. Gene Ontology annotation, molecular function: protein binding.